This is a messenger RNA of Plasmodium gaboni, 4080 nucleotides long. RefSeq names its product putative membrane protein. The coding region runs from base 1 to 4080 and encodes 1359 amino acids. NCBI's taxonomy places the organism in Eukaryota, Apicomplexa, Aconoidasida, Haemosporida, Plasmodiidae. The transcript is spliced from 3 exons. The record is from RefSeq and is a predicted model, not a curated record.
AUGAAAAAACAUCAUAAGAAAUUUCCAAAUGAAAUGAAUUUAUUUUUAAUAAAUUCUAUAUACACUUUAACCUUGUUAAUGUUUCUGGAAAUUUUUUUUUUUUUAUUAGAUGGAAUAAAUACCUUUGAAGUUAUAACUCUUAAGGAAAGACUUUCUCAAAUAAUUUGGUGUUUUUUUUUUUGUUUCCAUUUAGCAUUAUUAAAAAUAGCAGAAGUAUUUUGGGAAAAUACAUCUGGAAAACCAAUUAUAUCCAUUCAUUAUUUAUUUAUUUUAUAUAUAAUUAUUCUUCCCUUAUCAUCUUCUCUAUUGUUUACAUCUUCAUUAUCAUGGACAAAAUUAAUUUAUUUCACUUACAUUUUAAGUUUAGUUACAUCAAUUCAUAUAAGAAAAUUGUUACUUAUUUGUAAUAUUACACUAAUUACAGGAGUUUUAAGUUUCUAUCAUAAUUUACCAAAUUACAAUAUAAUCAUUUGCUUUACUCUCCUUCUGCUUGUUCAUAUUAUAAUAUGUAUUACAAUACAUGUGGCAUUAUAUAUUUUAGCUAAACAUAUAUUUUAUAUAAAGAGAAAACCACUAAGGGCCCUUGACAACAUAGAACCAUAUUUCCAUGAACUAGAGAAAAAAGCUAUCUUAAUUAGAAACAAUUUGAUAUAUUAUCAGCAGAACAAAAUCAGUGUGGACAUACUAGGCAAUUAUCUAUUUGAAAAUGAAGUAAAGGAUGGAAUAAAAAAAAUCAAGACAAUAAACAAAAGUAAAAUAAAUCUUGAAGAUUAUUAUGAUGACACUUCUAAUGCUAACUACGAUACUCCCAUGGAUAUCAGUGAUAUUAACUAUUAUAGUAAUAACGAAUUUAAAGUAAAUGUAGAAAAUGAUUCAGAAGAUAUAGAAAUGAGUUCUUUAAAAAAAAUGAAUAUAGAAAAAAAUAAAAUUAAUGAUUAUUAUUCAAAGAAUGUAAUAAAAUGUAAUAAUGAAGAAAACAUACAUGUGGAAUCAAAUAUAGAAAUAGAUAAUAUAAAUUUAUGUAAUGAAAACUAUACAUAUAAUAAAAAUAAAAAAAAAAAGGAAAACGUUAAAAAGGAAGAAACAAAUAUAUUACUAAAAGAUAAUUCAUCUAUUUAUAUUGAUAAUAAUAAUAAUGAUGAUGAAAUAAAUAAACAUGUUACUUCUUAUGAGAAAUAUUUUUCUGCACAAAAUAAUGAUUAUAUUUCACAAAAUAAUAGUUGCUCUUCUCAAAAAUAUAAUAAUACACUUUAUAGUCAUUCUAACUUUAAAAGGUUUAAUAACAAAAUUGUAAAUAAAAAACUCGAUGCUUUAAAUAAUGAAGAUUACGGAGAAACAUAUAAGAAAAAAAUAGUUCAGAAACAUUUUUCUUUAUUACGUAGUGGUCCAGGCAAAUGUAAUCGUAAAAGAAAUAUAUUAUUAACUGAAGAAUUAAAAAAUAAAAUUAAUUACAUAUAUUUUGAUAAGAAUGGGAAAAUUAAACAAUCUAAAAUAAUACCUUUAUAUGUUUUAGAAAGACAUAAUUUGAAUGAUCUCUCUAUAUAUUUAAAAAAUGAUACGUGUAUAAAAAUUAAUAGUUAUUAUAAUUUCUUUGCUAUUUUUAAUAAUAAUUCCAACUUAACUACAGAUGGUGCAAUUUAUAACAAAGGAGUUAUAAAUUUGAGUUCUAUAAAAAGCACACUAAAAACAAAUAAUACUAGUAUAUAUGAUAUAAAAUCAAGAAGUAAAAAUGAAGAUACUAAAUUGGAUUGUUUUCAUCUGAAAAGAUCUGUGUUAAGAAAUUGCCUUAUUUUUAAAAAAAAAUAUUUUUACAAAUAUAAUUAUAAUAAUAGUAGUAGUGGUAGUAGUAUUAAAUAUUUUAUGAACAAUGAAAAAAAAAUAUCACAAGAUAAAACGUUUGAUGUUCGAAAUUCUAAAUUCAUAACAGCAACAGAAAAAAGAAGAAUAUGUACAUCAAAGUUAUAUUCUAUGAAUGAAAAUAGUCCUUAUGAUGCUUUAAUUCUUAAAUGUGGAAAUGAUAAAAGAGUAUUUUAUUCAAUCUAUUCAGAUCAUAUGGAAAAUAAUGAAAGUCAAAGCUCAAGUGAAUCCGUAAGUGAUAUAAAAAAUAAAAAUGAACAUUUUGAUAUGAAUAUAAAUAGGAGAACUAGUUAUAUACAACAUUUCCAUUCAAAUAGACAAGAACACGAUGAUAUGAUACAUAGGAAAAUAUCUAAAUUUCAAAUAAACAAAUCUAUUAAAACACAAAAUACAUUAUUUUCUGAAGAGUCUAAUGAAAAUAUGUUAUUUUCAAAUAAUGCCUUUUAUGUAGAUGACGGAUUGGAUAAAUCAAUAAACACAGAUAAUAUCCAAGACAGUGAAAUAGAAUCUAAUAAAUACAAUACAUCAUCUUGUUCAUCAUUUCCCACCUCCGAUAUGAAAAAUGAAAGAAUGAAUAAUAAGAAUAUCAUUGGUAUGUAUGAUAAUAUAGAUUUACCAAAAAAAGAAUCAUUUAUAAAACUAAACAAUAAUUCAUGUAAGAAGAACAAACAUUCCUUAGAUAGUAUUUCAAGUAUGAAUGAUUUUUUAAAUGGUUCAUAUGAAGGAUCACUCAAAAAUGAAAAAGAGAAAAAAGAAAAACCAGAAAAUUAUGGAAUAAAGCUCGGAACCAAUGAUAUGUCUAAUGAGAUACUAUGUAAUAGAGAAAUAAGUUCUAUCCAAGGAAGCAUCCUUCCCACCUUUGACCACAAUAAGAGAGAACAAAAAAGAAUAAAAAAAGAGAACAUACAAAAUAAGACGUUUGAUUCGAGGGAUACAUAUAAAAGGAAGAAACAUGAACGCACAGAAGAGUCGAUAGGAAAUGAUCAUUUCUCAUUAUGUAAGAAAUGUAGGAGUAAAAAACAGUUUGAUGGUAUUAUUAGUAAGAAGAAAAGUACGUGUAAAUAUAUUUCUAACUUAUCAUUGAAUAAAAAAAAGAGUAAAGAAUCUCAUUUAAGUAUAUAUAAAAAAUAUUUUUUUGAAUUUUAUGAUUGUAUUCCGAUAAAUUAUAAGAAGAAACCUCAUAAUAUAGAAAAACAAAAAUUUUCGUAUAAUAUAAAAAAAGUUUUUUUAUGUAUAAAGUUAUUUAAUAUUAUAUGGAUAAAAAUAAAAACAUGGUAUAAAAAAAUUGACAAGAAAGAAAAAUAUUGGAAACGAUAUAAUGAUAUAUUGUAUACAUCUCAAUGGAAAAAUAAUAUACAAGAUAAUGAAUUGGAAUAUAUAUUAAAAUAUAAGAAUUUUAUGAAAUGGUAUAAUUAUUGGGUAAAAACAGUUUUAUUCAAUUAUUAUAAAAGCACAUGGGCUUUAAAUUUGUUGUUAUACAUAUUGAAUGUAUUAUUAAUUUAUUUACAAAUGCAUAUGUUUUAUUUCUUAUUUGAAAUAAAUAAGGAUCAAGUUAAAUACUCAAACAUAUUGAAAAUAGAAGAAAAUUCAAAGACUAAGUUUCCAUUAAAUCAUUUCAUGGACAAGAAUAAAUACAUUCCUUUUACUUACAUAAGAAUAUCUUUACAAUUAAUUAUUAACAUUAUAUUUUGUUUACCAUCAAUGGUAAUAAAAAAUAUUAAAAGAAUAAAAAUGUUACAUAUAUUUUCCAUCCUCAAUUGUUUGGUAAAUAUAUUUUUUGGAAUGAUUGAUAUUGUUUAUUCUUUAAAUGAUAAGAUUUUUAAUAUAAAUGAUUUAUAUGCACUUUUAAAUCAUUACAACGUUUUUGACGUCUUUUUAAUUGGAAAAUUAAUUACAAGUAUUUUCUUAAUACCUUUUUUUACUAAUUUUAAUGAGUCCAAAACAUGUGCAUUAAUAUAUUUAAGCUGUAUUUGUUAUAUAAGUACAUUUUAUUAUUCCUUUAAUCCUUUAACGUUUAGUAUUAAAUUGAUGUACAUUACUAUAUUUGUAAUUCUUAUAGCCGUAACUGUAUCAACUAGCUAUUAUGCCAAGUUAAUAAUGAAAUCUAGGAAGAUGUUAUUUGUUAAAUAUGUUUUGCCAUAUUUUAUUUAUUUAACGUUUCUAAAUACCGACCCGAAUAUUCAAAUGGAAAUAAAAGAAAAAAAAAGAAAAAGAAGCAAAUAA